AUGAAGGCUAUGGAUGCCAUGCAGAAUGAUGACGAUCCUACCUCUUAUAUCUUCUAUCUCGUCGGGCAAUCUUCAUCUGAUGGCUUGGUGCCCUUGAGGGAGCUUCUCGUCCAAAUAUACGAAAAGUGGGACCACAUCGCGAAGAGAAAAGGAUUAACAACGCAGUGCCCAAUAUCGUUUACUGAAGAGGAGAUCAGGGAAGGACGGUGUCAGGGAGAGGAGUGGGCAGUAGCUUUCAAUGAGUACGAAAACCUGCGAGCUCAACUUCUCGGGAAGGAUGGAGGGAUUUCACUGCCUCGUCGAAUUGUCCAGCGAGGUUGUUUGAAACCCAGUGAAACACAACGCUAG
Molecule: messenger RNA, 348 nt
Organism: Aspergillus oryzae RIB40
Lineage: Eukaryota; Fungi; Ascomycota; Eurotiomycetes; Eurotiales; Aspergillaceae
Exons: 2
Coding region: 1-348 (115 amino acids)
Source: RefSeq, a predicted model, not a curated record